CAGUGCUCGGGUGGAACUGCAGAGCCCAGUAGCAGAAGCUGCCUUUAGAUAAGCUUAGGUUGGGUUUUUUUUGUUUUGUUUUCAAGAGAUUCUAUAGGAAUUAUCACAAUAGCUAAUUGUUUGCCUUUACUUCAUAUCACUGCAUAUCAAGGUGUGUAAUUGAACGCAUUUAAUUAACGUUUUUGAGUGUUCUACCAGAUUAAAUUGCAGUGUAGUUAAUUAGGCACCAAACUGCUAGAACAGAUUAGUCCUGGCUUGUCCCUUGUCCCUUAAAGUGCAUCCAGCUCUCGGAAUGAUCUCUCAGGGGUGCACUGGCCGGAUCCUGUUGUCCCUGUAUGUGGCUGUGGGCAUAGGUCUGGCUGGGGCUGCCUCCCAGGACUCGCAACAGGUGGAGCACAGAUUCAUACACUCACUCCUGGAGCUUUAUGGAGCGAAUGGGUCGCUGAGCGUCGGUAAUGUGAGCAAACUAAUGGACAUCUGUGGGAACCGUGCAGAGAUACUGAGCCAGCAGCAUGAGAGCUACACCAACCAGUGUUUAUCAAGUGAGGAGAUCUUUUCUAUGUAUGGCCUGAAUAAUGGAAGCCAAAUUACUGAAACGAAUUUUAGCGCAUACUGUCCUGCUAUAUUACAUCAAGUAUUUCUUCACCCAUGUGAUCGUACAUCAGAGGACACUAGCAUACCCAGGCCAAGCCCUACACAAGUUUGGGGAUUCGGCUUCCUGUCAGUGACGCUUAUUAACUUGACUUCAUUGCUUGGAUUAUUCAUAACACCUUUGGUUAAGAAGCCAUACUUUCAAAAAAUAUUGACCUAUUUUGUAGGUUUAGCCAUUGGGAGCCUUUUUUCAAAUGCCAUUUUUCAACUUAUUCCAGAGGCUUUUGGUUUUGAUCCAAAAAUUGAUAACUAUGUUCCAAAAGCAGUGGCUAUUUUUGGAGGCUUCUACAUUUUGCUGUUUGUAGAAAGAAUGCUGAAAAUGAUACUGAAGAUCUAUGGUCAAGAUCCUCAUAAUCAUUUAGAAAUUGAGCAACAUAUCCCAAAUGAAAUCACCACAGGCUAUCAAAUAUCUAAAGUCACAAACGGCACAACAAUGCAUGUGAAUUCAGCAGUAACAGAUAUAAAGGAUUCUGACACUCCUGAUAAUAUCAGCGUGGUUUCAUCACAGAAGGCAAGUUGCUGGAAGACCUGGAAGUGGACACCCAUGAGAGAAAUUGGAACGUUAGCCUGGAUGAUUACAUUGAGUGAUGCUCUGCACAACUUUAUUGAUGGACUUGCUAUUGGUGCUUCAUUUACUUUGUCCCCUUUGCAAGGGCUGAGUACAUCUAUUGCUAUUUUGUGUGAAGAGUUUCCUCAUGAGUUUGGUGAUUUUGCAAUUUUGCUUAAUGCUGGUAUGAAAAUCCCCCAAGCUCUUUUUUUCAACUUUUUAUCAGCUUGUUCAUGUUACAUUGGUCUGAUAUUUGGAAUUUUGGUUGGCAACAAUUUUGAGCCCAGCAUCAUCUUUGCUAUAGCUGGAGGCAUGUUUCUGUAUAUUGGACUGGCUGAUAUGUUUCCAGAGAUGAAUGAUAUGCUCAAAGACAAGAUAAAUGGAAGAAAAUCGGAUAUGAUUUUCUUCUUGAUUCAGAAUGCUGGACUGCUGUCUGGAUUUACGAUUAUCCUACUAAUUACAUUGUACGCAAGUGAAAUCACAUUGGAUUGAAAAAUGAUGUCAUAUGAUCAGACAAUAACUUUUUUUUCUUGAACAAAUGAACUUUUCCCUUUUGUUUCUUCAAACCUCAAGAAAUUAUUUUCUAAUGCACUCUUGAAUGAAAAGACUUUGGAAUCAAGAAGAGGACUAUGAAAUGCUGCUAUGUUUAAAAAUUUCUUUUUGUUGUUGUUUUAUUAUUGAAUGCACCAGGUUUUACCUGUACAGUGUUAUAGUGAGCCAUUGGUGUUACAAUAUACGAUACAUACAGGCAGCUACUUAGCUAUUAUUUCAUGUAAUCGUGUACAAACAAAGAGCUCAUAUUUAAAUCAAAA
This is a messenger RNA of Bombina bombina (fire-bellied toad), 2010 nucleotides long. RefSeq names its product solute carrier family 39 member 8 (gene SLC39A8). Gene Ontology annotation, biological process: zinc ion import across plasma membrane; intracellular zinc ion homeostasis. The transcript has 8 exons. The record is from RefSeq and is a predicted model, not a curated record. Gene Ontology annotation, cellular component: membrane. NCBI's taxonomy places the organism in Eukaryota, Metazoa, Chordata, Amphibia, Anura, Bombinatoridae. Bases 293 to 1690 code for a protein of 465 amino acids. Gene Ontology annotation, molecular function: zinc ion transmembrane transporter activity.